AUGUGCCAUGUUUUGAAAGGUUGGGAAGCAAGUCGUGAUCAAGCGCUGGCGUUUUCUGAUGAGGAGAUGGUGUUACAAAAAGCAAGAAAAGGCCCUUUGUAUGCCUGGGAAGCUUUAGUGUGUGUGUUUCUGCAAAAGUUGUCAGCGCGUUCAACACAUUCCGCAUAG
Molecule: messenger RNA, 168 nt
Organism: Plasmopara halstedii
Lineage: Eukaryota; Oomycota; Peronosporomycetes; Peronosporales; Peronosporaceae
Exons: 2
Coding region: 1-168 (55 amino acids)
Source: RefSeq, a predicted model, not a curated record